ACCAGGAUACACACAUAUUCUCCCAAACACAUUCAACCAUGGGAUCCGUUUUGCCCUCAUUUCAAUGGCUUUCUUUGUUCUUUCUAAUUAUCUCAGUUAAUGUUUGUGCUUUCAAAAUUCCAAGGUUAGGAACUUGGCAGAGAUCAACCAAGGAACGCGACCCCGAAAUCAGUUCUUCCUUGCACUUGUCUGAUGAUGACCUCAAAACAUUUUAUUAUACCCAAAGACUCGAUCACUUCAACUACAGACCUGACAGCUACCACACUUUCCAACAAAGAUAUAUGGUCAAUUUCAAGUACUGGGGUGGAGCUAAAUCAAGUGCACCCAUUUUUGCCUUCUUUGGUGCAGAAGGACCAGUGGAUGAGGAUGCAAAAUAUAUCGGGUUUCUCAGAGAUAACGCUCCUCAGUUCAAUGCUCUUAUUGUUUUUAUCGAGCAUAGAUACUAUGGGAAAUCAAUACCAUUUGGGUCAAGCGAAGAAGCAAUGAGAAAUGCAAGUACUCGUGGCUACUUCAACUCAGCCCAAGCAAUAGCAGACUAUGCUGCUGUGCUUCUACACAUCAAGAAAACUUUGUCUGCUCAGAAUUCCCCCAUAAUCGUUAUUGGAGGCUCUUAUGGUGGAAUGCUUGCAUCAUGGUUUCGCCUAAAGUAUCCCCACAUUGCUCUUGGUGCUCUUGCUUCAUCAGCACCAAUUCUUUAUUUCAACGGCAUUGCCCCACAAGCCGGAUACUACUAUAUUGUCACCAAGGAUUUCAAAGAAACUAGUGAGAGCUGUUACCAAACUAUACGUAAAUCAUGGUCUGAAAUUGACAGAGUUGCUAAGAAGCCAAAUGGUCUUUCAAUCCUCAGCAAGAGAUUUAAAACUUGCGACAAAUUGAACAAAAGUUUUGAUCUCAAGGACUACUUGGACUCGUUAUAUACGGACGCAGCUCAAUACAAUUACCCUUCUGAGCACCCAGUUAAGAUCGUAUGUGGAGCAAUUGACGCAGCUGCUAAGAAAACCGAUAUUCUUGGCCAAAUAUUUGAAGGUGUUGUUGCUUAUAAGCAACAUCGUUCAUGUUAUGACAUGAAUGAAUAUAACCAUCCAACUGAAUCUUUCCUGGGUUGGAGAUGGCAGACAUGCAGCGAGAUAAUUAUGCCAAUAGGUCAUGAAAAGAACGACUCAAUGUUUCCACCAGCACCUUUCAAUAUGAAGACAUUUGUUCAAGAGUGUAGGAGCUUAUAUGGUGUCCUUCCCCAGCCUCAUUGGGUGACCACAUAUUAUGGGGGUCCUGAUUUGAAACUGAUCCUCCAUAGGUUUGCCAGCAACAUCAUAUUCUCCAAUGGAUUGCGAGAUCCGUACAGUUCUGGCGGGGUGUUGGAGAGUAUUUCGAACACUGUCGUUGCCGUUACUACUGUAAAUGGGUGUCACUGCCUGGACAUACAGUCAAGAAAGGCAAAUGAUCCUCAAUGGUUGGUGACGCAGAGAAAUACCGAGGUCAAGAUAAUCAAAGGCUGGAUUGCCGAGUACAAAGCUGAUCUAAUAGCACUUACUAAACAAAUCAAAGCACCAGCAGAACCCAAAAGCUAAUUGGUCACCUACAUAAUGAAGCGACCGAUUAUAUGUUCCAUUAAAAAGUAAUGACAAAGAUUGUGCUACUAAAUUAAAGUUCAACCCAACAAUGUAUGUCUUCUAAUAUUUAAGUGUGGAUUAGUGAUGGAGUGCAUGUUCAAAUGUAUAAUGUAUAAAUAAAUAAAUUAUAAAUACAUAAUGGAAAAAGUAUUAAUAAUAACGAUAACUGGACUUGGUUUUCUUACGCGGAAUCCACCAGCAAAUGGCACCUGAAAAAGCAUUCGGCUACGCACUCGUCGUUAGCGUUUGAGGGGAACAUAACGCAAUCAUGCUUCCUCGCAGCAAGCACGCACUAAUCAAGUACGAGGGUAUGCCACCUCUUCUCAAGACCACUUUUAUCUGUUCCUUUGUGUGUGUCUCUGUCUGUGAGGGACCGUAUUAUUACUCAAUAAUAGUGGAGUUUCAUGA
Messenger RNA from Glycine soja, 2018 nucleotides. RefSeq names its product lysosomal Pro-X carboxypeptidase-like. Bases 39 to 1568 code for a protein of 509 amino acids. The transcript is spliced from 9 exons. Lineage: Eukaryota; Viridiplantae; Streptophyta; Magnoliopsida; Fabales; Fabaceae. The record is from RefSeq and is a predicted model, not a curated record. Gene Ontology annotation, biological process: proteolysis. Gene Ontology annotation, molecular function: dipeptidyl-peptidase activity; serine-type exopeptidase activity.